AUGGCCCUGGCGGUGGCGCUGGCGGCGGCGCUGGUGGUGGCGGGCGGCGCGGCGGCGUGCGGGCCGCUGCCAGCGGGAUGCGCGUGCGGCGAGGCGGCCACCAGGCUGCGGUGCCGUGCCGCCGCCCUGCGCCACCUGCCGCCGCUGCACGCCCGCCUCCUCGACCUGGACGUGUCGGACAACAACAUCACCGAGCUGCCGCCGGCCGCUCUCGUGGCGGCCACCGCUCUACGCGACCUGAACCUGUCCUCGAACCGGCUGGAGGCGGCGGCGGGCGCGCUGAGCGGCGCCUCGCUGGCGCGCCUCUGGCUGGACCGCUGCGCCCUGCGCCGGCUGCCACGGGCCAGCUGGCCGCGCCUUCACCUCCUAAUGAAAGAUGACCGUGGCCCUGGUAUUAUGCGACUCGCCUGCGUUUCGUCAUCGAGGAGAUCCGUAUUCCGCGCGUGUCGGCACCAGCACCAAGCACGCACCGACGGU
Molecule: messenger RNA, 477 nt
Organism: Iphiclides podalirius (scarce swallowtail)
Lineage: Eukaryota; Metazoa; Arthropoda; Insecta; Lepidoptera; Papilionidae
Source: the annotation of a GenBank genome assembly